Molecule: messenger RNA, 489 nt
Organism: Cooperia oncophora
Lineage: Eukaryota; Metazoa; Nematoda; Chromadorea; Rhabditida; Trichostrongylidae
Source: the annotation of a GenBank genome assembly
AUUCUACUUGCUACGAAUGCCUGCAAUCACUGUAUAUGUCUUCUAUCCGAAAUAGUAAACGCAGUUUUUAUUUUAUCCGAUCAACCAUUCACUAGACGCACCUGUUAUUCGUUUAUUGCGCUCUAUAUUUUUGCAAUGUGCCAGCAAGCUGCCAUAACGCUAAUGAUUUCGAUUGAUUUAUGGGUUGCACUCGUAUUUCCUAUCUGGUAUCGCAUGCAGCCCAUAAAACCGUAUAUUUCCCUUUCCAUCGUUCUUUGUACAUGUUAUUCCAUUCCUAUAGCCGCGUGGGGAUGGAUGGCGCAGGAUGAUGAACUUAUUCCUUUCUGCAACCCUCCACUAGAGGGAAGAGACUCCGUGGUGGAUCCAGACUCCACUGACCAUAUAAAGGCUGUUGGCAUAAAGAAACCUGAUGACUCAGCCCGAGAAGCCUAUCGAUCGCCAUUAAUUGAGGUUACAGAUGAGUCAUCGCUAAAUGAGGUGCUACGAUAA